AGAUUCCAUAUGCAACAAGCUUUGCACAUUUACUAUAACACAAAAAGAAUUUAUGAAUCAGCAUUGGUAUCAUUGCCAUACUUGCAAAAUGAUAGAUGGAGUUGGUGUAUGUACUAUAUGUGCAAAAGUUUGUCAUAAAGAUCAUGAUGUCACAUAUGCAAAAUUUGGAUCAUUCUUUUGUGAUUGUGGAGCCAAAGAAGAUGGUAGUUGCCAGGCUCUUUUAAAAAGAAGCCCUAAAGUUACCAAUGAAAAUAAUGCACCACAGCCUUCUACUACUGGCUUCUCUUUUGGGUCAGAUUCCAUCUUACCUAGCUCAUUGCGGAGACGACCAUCUUCUCCGACAGCUUCUGGUGCUGGUGCUUCUAAUGGAGAACAGCUGCGUAGUCAGUCAUCCGAAAGCAAAAAGACAACUGAUGAGACUCUUAAACACAAGCAGACUUUGGCAAGACAGCUGGAGGCUUCAAAAGAUGUUCUCUUGAAUUUUAUGGCUACUACAAACAUAGCUUCCACAGUGUUAGAGCUACUGCAGUAUCUGAUGCCUGCAAUAAGUCAAUCUUGCCAACGAAAUUCUCCAAUAGGGAGCUCUAUAAGAGCACAAAAUGCUUUGUUAGAACUUCAUACUCAGGAUAAAGUGUUUGAUCAGAGUGAUCAAUUAAUGUUACCUACACUGGGUUCUCAAGAGGGAGCUUUUGAAAAUGUGAGAAUGAACUAUUCUGGUGACCAGGGGCAAACCAUUCGACAAUUAAUAAGCAGCCAUAUGAUAAGGAGAGUUGCCAUGUGCUGUCUAGCAUCACCUCAAGGGAAACGUCAGCAUUUAGCAGUGAGCCAUGAGAAAGGCAAGAUCACUCUGCUCCAACUCUCGGCUUUACUAAAGCAGGCAGAUUCCAGUAAAAGAAAGUUGACAUUAACACGUUUAGCAUCAGCUCCUGUACCAUUCAUGGUUUUAUCUAUUACUGGAAAUCCUUAUAAUGAAGACUUUUUAGCAGUAUGUGGCUUAAAAGAUUGCCAUAUUUUGACAUUUAGCGGAUCAGGUUCUGUUUCGGAUCAUCUCGUAUUGCAUCCACAAUUGGAAUCAGGAAAUUAUAUCAUCAAAGCUAUGUGGUUGCCUGGAUCCCAAACUGAACUAGCACUUGUAACAGCAGACAUGGUUAAAAUAUAUGACUUGUCCCAAGAUGCUCUGAGUCCACAAUUUUUCUUCUUGUUGCCAAGCGAAAAAAUCCGUGAUUGCUGUUUUGUAUUUUCUGAUGAUGGCCAGCGGCAUUUAGUUUUAAUGUCAUCUGCAGGUCACAUAUAUUACCAACCUAUGGUUGAAGAGAGUUGUGCAAAACAUGGUCCCUUUUAUGUCACUAACAUUUUGGAAACAAAGCAUCCAGAACUGAAGGAUUCGAAUGGCAUGAUCGGUGGAGGAGGUGUUUCGAUUUAUUAUUCACACACGCUGCAACUUCUGUUCUUCAGUUAUACCCAAGGAAAAAGCUUUAUAGCACCUUUAUCAAGAAUGUCAUCACAACUAUCCCAGAUGUUUUUAAUUCAAAUGAAAAAUAACAGCAAUAAUGGAAAUAAUAGUGGAAAUAGUAAACCAAGUCCACAGCCACUAUGUCAAUGGUCUGAAGUUGCCAAUCACCCAGGGCUGAUAUUGGCUCAGAUGCAAGCUUCUAAUAAUCCUGUUAUAUUAAUGGUGAAGCCAGAUACAGUACUAGUGCAAGAAAUUAAAUUUCUAACCGCAAAGUCAAAAAUAACAGAUAUGGUGGCUAUUAGGCAUGUAAUCACUUGUGGUGAACUUCGAACCACAUUAAUUCUUUUAUGUGAGGAUGGAAGCCUUCGCAUUUAUAUGGCUAAUCAAGAUCAGACAAAUUACUGGUUAACACCAGCAUUUCAGCCAGCAUCUGUCUCAAGUUCAUCCAAGCCAUCGAAGAAAAAGAAAGCUGCUAAAAGUGGCCGCCCUGUUGGUAGCAUAACAUUUCCUGUUGACUUUUUUGAGCACUGCACAGCAAUGAAUGAUAUUGAAUUUGGUGGAAAUGAUGUUCUUCAAGUUUACAACACACAGCAGAUUAAACAUCGCUUAAAUACUACUGGAUUGUAUAUUGCUAGCACAAAAGCAGCAGGAUUUGCAAUAGAAGUUAACAAUUCAGAUAACUCUAUGGUGAUGGUAGGAUGUCGUAUCCUUGUUGGCAAUCAAGAUAUUCAAAGAGCUCCUUCCUAUAUUGAAAUUUUUGGACGUAGUAUCCAAGUAAAUUUAACAAGGAAUCGUUGGUAUGAUUUUCCAUUUUCACGUGAAGAAUCAUUAACUGCUGAUAAAAAAUUGACAAUAUUUUUUGGGGCAAGUUCUGAUCCUUCUGGUGUGACUAUGGUUGAUUCUAUUAAAAUUUUUGGCAAAACAAAAGAGGCAUUUGGAUGGCCAGAAGAUAAUGAUGAUUUCCCAACCCAGACAGCUUCUGGAACUGCUGGUACAUCUGGUACUGAAGCUGGAGUAGAAGUUGAUGGUAUCCCUGCUGCGCCAUUGCCACUUACUCCAUUGGAUAGGCUUGUCAGUAGCAGUUUAGAACUUUUAGAUGGAUGUUUCUCAGCUGGAUUAAGUUCUGAUGAUAAACAACAAUUAAAAAAUAAUGCCAUUGAUUUAUCCACAACAAUGUUGACUUUACCUACUCCCCCUGUGGUGCAUGAACAUGUAAAAACAUUAUUAGCAACACUUCACAACAGUAGAAAUGCAUAUUGCUCUCAUAAAGAUGAAGCACUUUUGAAUUAUGUUCUCCAUUGUUUAAAUGCUAGUCAGGAUGGUAAACCAACAGAUGAACUUGACGGUGAAGCUCUUUAUCGUUUAGUUGCUAUUACAAGAGGUGUAGCUGUUGCUAGACCUGCAAAUUUGGUACGAUUUGCUGAAAGUCAUGAUGGAAUGAUAAUAACCGAUUCCACAGCUCUUGAUUCUGAUCAAAGUUCAUUCAAAUUGAGCCAAGAUAUUGAAGAAAAUAGUUCAAGUUCUCAGCAAAGUGAAAGACAAAGAUCGGGUAGUUUAGACAGCCCUCAAAAAGUAGAAUUUUCAGGAUCUGCGCAUUUUAUUAUUCAACUUACUGAUGCAUUUUGGCAUUUACAUGCUAUGCAACCUUCUAAUCCAGCCAUUGCUCCUGUAUCCUUCCGUGGACUUGUUCAUGUUGAAGCAACUGUUCAUGCUUUAGUUGAAGUAAUUCAUGCUUUUACUGCAUGUGAUCUUGAACAUGUUUCUUUGGCUACUAAGCUUUAUGUAAAAUUACUUCUUUGUGAGGACACUGUUGUAAGCUUUGCUGCUAAACAAGCUUUGAUUCGUGUCUUGAGACCACGUGUAAGGAGACGAAAGGUUUUUAUUCCUUCUCCAGCACAUUGCAGUAUGCCUGGUGAAGUCCUCCAUGAAGCAGAAAGUUCUGAAAACAGAGCUCAUCCCCAACCUCAAGUUCCGUCUCAGUCAGCAGCUCCAGUAUCAAAUCAAGCUCAAGCUCAAGUACCUCCUCAACCUGAAAUGCAUGAUUUCCAUCAAGAUCUUGAGCAAUUUGAAAUAGUUGAUGGCUUGGACCCUCUUGUUCUUCUUCCAGCAGAUGGUGCUGGUGGCGGUGUACCUAACCUUGAAGCCCUUAUUGCCAGUCAAGGAGGUUUUCCAAUGUUAGACAUACCUCCUGAUGAUGAUGAAACAAUGGUUGAGCUUGCUAUAGCUUUAAGUCUGCAAGAUCAGCCUGAAGUUCAGUCAGGGGGCUUAUCAUUGCAGGCUUUAUCACUUGCUUCCCAAGGUUCACAUCAUACAUCUUCUCUAGAAGGUGGUCAUUAUUCUGAUACAACUGCUUCUGCUGGAGCUAGUGAUGAUGAAGGCAGCACUGCUGCUACUGAUGGGUCAACGCUGCGCACUUCUCCUGCGGAACAAGGUGGCAGUGCUGGCUCUGAAAGUGGUGGCAGCGGAGUUGAAUCAAUUAUGGGAGAACAUAAUGUAAGUGGACGCAGUAGUGCUUAUGGUGAUACUGUACCUGAGAGCAUCACUACAGGUGCUAGAUCUGAAACUAGUUCUGUUGGUUUACCUAGCUCAACUAUGCCACAGGGUGAAGAAGGACUUGAAAUUGAGACUGAUAUUGACACAAGUUUUCGUCUUCAUACCUUGCGUCUUAUGCUUCUAGAGAAAAUGCUGAACUAUUUGCCAGAACUUGGUGAAGUUGGAGGAGUGAGAGCCAUUCCUUUCAUGCAAGUUAUUUUAAUGCUUACUUCUGAUCUUGUAGGUGAAGAGGAAAAAGACUGUGCAGCAUUAGCAAAGCUUCUUCCUGCAUUAAUAUCUGCUUUAGAUAUGAAUAGCAAAGACCUGUCAAAAAUUGCUGAAAGAACUCCAGCAAGAGAAGUUAAUCUAAUUGUCAUGAGACUGCUAAGCAUUAUGAUGUCAAGAGUUAAAGGCUCUCUGAAGACUAGUGCCGGAGAAUCUUCAACAUUCUGUAGUAGUGCUACAGCUUUGGCUUUAGUGUCUGCUAAUGCUAUCGAUUACUGCCUGCAAGUAUUAAAAGUUUUGUUAGGCUAUUGGAAGAGCAUACAGACUGAAGAUAAGUCAUCCAGUAUAACAGGAAAUUUACUGAAAUCCCACCCUCUCUCACCACCUCCUGAUAUGUCACCGUUCUUCUUAAAACAGUAUGUAAAAGGACAUGCUAAUGAUGUGUUCGAAGCUUACCCUCAGCUUUUGACUGAAAUGGUGUUACGACUUCCUUAUCAAAUUAAGAAGAUUUUAAAUUUAAUGCCUGGAUCUCAGCCUGUUGUAUUUUCACAGUCUUGGUUUCUGUACUUGUGUGAUUAUAUGAUGAUGCAACAAACACCAUUUGUACGGCGGCAAGUAAGAAAAUUACUUCUAUACAUUUGUGGUUCUAAAGAUAAAUAUCGCCAACUUAGAGAUUUCCAUGCUCUUGAAUCUCACAUGGAAGAUGUGAAAAUGAUCUGCAAUCAAGGAGGUUAUGAAGAUUUCUCUCCUAGUAACACAAUGCUCAGUCUCUCUUAUGACUCAUUAAUCAAUAUGAUUGAACAUUUGAAAGCUUGCAGUGAUAUUGCUACAUCCCGAACUGUUAAUUGGCAGAAAUUUUGCCAGAAAGAUGAAAGUAUUCUAUCAUUUUUGAUUCAUGUUAGUUUUUUGUUAGAUGAAGGUGUAUCUCCAAUUAUUCUGCAACUUCUGCAGUGUGCUUUGUGUGGUUCGAAAGCAAUUCAGCAGCAACAACUGACUGGUAAUUCCACUCCUCAAGUAACAACUUCCCCAUCCAAGCAGCGCAAAGAAAAAGAUAAAGCUGAUACUGAAGAUGAGUUGAGUGAAUCAAGCAAAAGUGAUACUGCUCUUUGUAUGGCUUUGGCACAGCAAGUAAAUAAAUUUGUAGACAAAAGUUUGAUGAGUUAUUUUAUAUGUGCCUUCUUGCUAGAAUCAAAUUCUACAUCUGUGAGGUGGCAAGCUCAUUCCUUAAUAUUUCAUCUCCACAAGAAUUCUAAUUCUUCCCAGCAGGAAAUUUUAUUAGACAUGAUGUGGAAAUUGUGGCCCAAGCUUCCAACAUUUGGUCGUCGAGCUGCACAGUUUGUAGAUUUAUUGGGUUAUUUUACUUUAAAUAUGCCUCAACAAGAUAAAGAAAAAGAAUAUAUUGAAAAAGCUCUUGAUAUUUUACAUCAGCAAAACCAGCUGCUGAUGAAUCAUCCUAACUCAAAUAUUUAUAACUCGCUGCAAGGUUUGGUGGAGUUUGAUGGGUACUACUUGGAAAGUGAACCGUGUUUAGUAUGCAACAACCCUGAAGUUCCUUAUACUAAUAUCAAAUUAUCAGCAAUUAAGGUAGAUUCUCGAUUCACUACUACUACACAGAUUGUAAAAUUAAUUGGUAGUCAUACCAUUUCUAAAAUUACUCUUCGUAUUGGUGACUUAAAGCGCAAUAAAAUGGUCCAUACACUGAAUAUUUAUUACAAUAAUAGAUCUGUUCAAUCUGUUGUAGAAUUGAAGAAUAGGCCAUCUAUUUGGAAUAAAGCAAAGAAAUGCACCUUGGCCGCUGGUCAAACUGAAUUAAAAAUUGAGUUUCCACUUCCCAUUGUCGCUUGUAAUCUAAUGAUCGAAUAUGCUGACUUUUACGAAAAUAUUCAAGCAUCUUCUGAAACUCUGCAGUGUCCAAGGUGCAGUGCAUCUGUUCCUGCAAAUCCUGGUGUGUGCUCAAAUUGUGGAGAAAAUGUAUUUCAGUGUCACAAAUGCCGAGCCAUAAAUUAUGAUGAAAAGGAUCCUUUCUUAUGCAAUUCAUGUGGUUUUUGCAAAUAUGCCAAAUUUGAUUACACUAUAACAGCAAAACCUUGCUGUGCUGUUGAUCCCAUCGAAAAUGAAGAAGACCGUAAAAAAGCUAUUAGUACUAUAAAUAGUUUGCUGGAGAAGGCUGAUCGAGUUUACAAGCAGCUUAUUGCAAAUAAACCAGCUCUGGAGAUUCUUUUGUUACGCAUAUAUGAGCAUGGUUUGCUCGAAAAGACUCUUGAUGAAAAUGGAGGAUCUAGUUCUACUACAGCUUCAGUUUCAUCUACUAAUGUAAACCGAGCCAUUCAACAACUUGCUCAACGAUACUGUGCAGACUGCAAAGCUUCAUUUGAUGAGUUAAGCAAAAUAGUUCAAAAAGUUCUUGCAUCACGAAAGGAGCUGGUGGAUUAUGAGCGACGACAGCGUGAAACCAGAUCAAAAACAUCACCAGCAUCUCAAGGUACUCAAGAAAGUGUAUUGUUAAAGCGUCAAACUCCAGAUGAGCCUAAAAGUCCUACUUUAGCUGUAAAUGCUCCCGGAAAAUGUUAUGGAUGUGCGAGUUCUGCUGUUGAACACUGUGUCACUUUAUUACGAGCAUUAUCUACUAAUACAAGAUACAGAUUAAUUUUAUGUAGUCAAGGGUUAAUUCAUGAGCUAGUGGCAUAUAACUUAAGACAUGGAAGUGUUCGUGUAAGGCAUGAUGUUAGACAACUGUUAUGUUCACUUACCAGAGAUAAUGCUCGUGCUACUUCAGAUUUAAAUGCACUGCUGAUGGAAAAGAUCGCAACUGCUUUGAAAGGACAUGUAACUAGCCCAGAUUUGGCAGCAGCUGUGCGUCAUGAAGUGGCUCUUUUAGCUAGCAGCCUUCAGAAAGAAGAUUCAUGUUGGGAACAGAGAUUAAGAUGUGUUAUGAAAACUCUUCCUUAUGGGUGUAAUGCGAAAAGUUCUGUAGUGAUGGAAAGCAUUACACUGCCUUGUCUGAGGAUAUUGCAAGUCCUUAUCAAACCAGAGUCGUUCAUGAGCAAGAAAAACAAGGAUAAAAGUGUUGAAUCACUUGCCACCAUCAACAUAGCAGCGGGAAUGAAAGUAGGUGUAGAUUUAAAAGGCUGGCUUGCAGGAGACCCUAAACAAUCAUAUAAAAUGUGGAAGCAGCAGAUGCCUGCUAAAAUCUUGGAUCCAAAUAUUGCAAAUAUUUCAAAAAUGAAGAAAGAAGAAGUCCAUAACUUUCACUUAAUUGAAAAAUAUGGAGGAAGAUGGAGAGAGAAAACCCGUCGCCACGUGUUUCAGUUAAAAUUGCUGCAAUCAAACUGGCUUCGUCUUGUCAUGUUCAAUCCUUCCUCUCAAGCUGCAAGAACUAUGGCAUGCAAUGUUGUAGAGGCUUUAAGUCAGAUACCAAGUCGACGACGAGAAGUUCUCGAUAUGCUGACAGCUUAUUUAGAUGAUCUAGGAUCUGCAGGCGAAAGUGCUGCUGAAUUCUUAACCUUAUACCAAAAUUUAAUCAACCCUGUGCCUUGGAAAUUUUAUUUGGCUCUUCGAGGCUUGUUGCCACACAUUGGAAAUUUGAUAACCAAGGAAAUUGAACAUCUUAGCUUUUUAGAAGAGACAACUCUAAAUUCUGAUCUUUCUCAAGGUUAUGCUUUAAAAAUGCUCACUGAGCUGCUGGAGUCAUUUAUUGACGUAGCUACCAUAAGGCAACAUUACAAAUCUCGACUAGUUGGCUGUGUCUUGAAUGGUUAUCUUUCACUUCGCAAGUUGGUUGUCCAGAGGACUAAACUUAUUGAUGAAACUCAGGAAAAGCUGUUAGAAUUACUUGAAGAAAUGACUACUGGUACUGAAUCUGAAACUAUGGCUUUCAUGGCUGUUUGUGUUGAAACUGUAAAGAAAUAUGGUUUGGAUGACCUUCGGACACCAGUUUUUAUAUUUGAAAGACUUUGUUCUGUGAUAUAUCCAGAAGAGAGUGAUUCUGGUGAAUUUUACAUAACUCUAGAAAAAGACCCACAGCAAGAAGACUUCCUUCAGGGUCGCAUGUUAGGCAACCCUUACAGUUCCAAUGAACCAGGAAUGGGGCCUCUUAUGCGAGAUGUGAAAAAUAAGAUUUGCCAAGAUUGUGAACUUGUUGCUUUACUGGAAGAUGAUAGUGGAAUGGAACUUCUAGUCAAUAAUAAAAUAAUAAACCUUGAUUUACCUGUCAAGGAUGUGUAUAGAAAAGUUUGGUGUGCAGAGAACAAUGAGUCAGAAGCUAUGCGUAUAGUCUAUCGAAUGCGUGGCCUUCUUGGUGAUGCCACAGAAGAGUUUAUCGAGAAUUUAGACACAAAAGACAAUGAGGAAGUGGAUAAUGAAGAAGUUUACAAAAUGGCAAAUGUAAUGAGUGAAUGUAGCGGCCUUGAAGUUAUGUUGGAGAGAAUGGCAACUAUAACCGAUUUAUCUCGAGGACGAUCUUUGCUUACAGUGUUGUUAAAAUUAUUUGGAUUUUGUAUUAAGGUAAAAAGCAAUCGUCAGAAACUGGUUGAUCCAAAAAUGGGUGCCAUUAGAGUAAUGCUAGGCAUCCUUAGAUUGGCUUUAUCAGCUGAAACUCCUGAACUUCUGCAAGCACCUGCUGGUGGUCCUACAAUAAUAGAACAGUUACUGCAAAUCAUGGAAGUAAUAUUAGCUGAAGCUGCAACAAAGACUAAGGCACAGUAUGCUGAAUUUUGUAAAAGUUGUGGUGAAAAGGAAGAUAUAACUUUCUUGUUAUCUUCGGUAAACAGCGUCCCAAUGAAAAAUUUUUCAACUCUAUUGCCACUUUUGAUGCGAGUUGUACCUUUCUUAACAUUUGGGUCUCAGGAAAAAAUGGAAUCCUUAAUUAAUUAUUUCAAGCCUUAUUUGAACUUCAACGAAUUUGAUUUUGAGCACACUGCUGAUGACGAUUUGCAGUUGGAAUGCUUUUGUAUGCUGACAGCUGGAAUAGAAUGUAAUGUUAAUGGCAAUCAGUUGAAGGAUUUAUUGGUAGAAAAGCACAUUGUACAAGAUGCCUUGGAAUAUAUUACUGCUCAUGCACCACCUAUAAAAAGUGCACUUCUUGGAGCUUCAGAUGAGUGGAAAGAAUUCACAUCCAAGCCAGCUUUAAAAUAUGUAUUAAAAUUAUUGACAGGUCUGAGUCAGGGUCAUGAAACUACUCAGCAUUUAGUCAGUGCUGAAUGUAUUCCUAUCAUUCAUAGGUUAGAGCAAGUAUCAAGUGAUGAAAGAGUUGGUUCAUUGGCAGAAAAUUUAAUGGAAGCUAUUAAAAAGAAUCCCAGUGUGGCUCAGAAGAUUGAAGAAGUGCGUAAGCAAACAAAAGAUGAGAAAAAGAGACUUGCUAUGGCUAUGAGGGAAAAACAACUUGGAGCAUUAGGAAUGAGCACUAAUGAGAAAGGCCAAGUUACUGCUACAAGUUCUCUGAUGAAACAUGUAGAAGAACUUGGAGAGGAAUCUGGCUUAGUGUGUAUUAUCUGCCGUGAGGGUUAUAAAUUCCAGCCAACAAAAGUUUUAGGUAUCUAUACUUUUACAAAAAGGUGCAAUGCUGAAGAUUUUGAAAAUCGGCCAAGAAAAACACCUGGUUAUAGCACUGUUACUCAUUUCAAUGUGGUUCAUGUUGAUUGUCAUAUGGCUGCUGUUAGACACGCUCGUGGUCGAGAUGAAUGGGAGAGUGCUGCACUGCAAAAUGCAAACACAAAAUGCAAUGGUCUUCUUCCUUUAUGGGGUCCACAAGUUCCAGAAUCUGCUUUUGCAAGCUGCUUAGCUAGGCAUAAUACAUACUUACAAGAAUGCACUGGUCACAGAGAUGUUGGCUAUUCAUCAACUGUUCAUGAUCUGAAAUUAUUACUCCAAAAAUUUGCUUUUGAAAAAUCAUUUAGUGAAGACAGCGGUGGAGGUGGGCCACAAAGCAAUAUGCAUCUUAUUCCUUACCUUAUUCAUAUGACUCUUUAUGUUAUAAAUACAACACGUUUUGUGAGUAGUGAAGAGAAAAACAUCAUUAAUUUCCUGGAAAUGCAACGUAGCAAAUGGGUAGAAAACUGCUAUGAGCUUGAAGGUCCUAUGUAUUGGAUGACUAUGUGUGUGAUAGUUUUUCCCUCAUCCAAAUGGCAAAAACUCAAGUUGAACUUUUUGAAACGAAUUUUAAUUCUUUCACAAGCAAGGCAUGUCAGUCCUCAGGGAACUGCAAGUCUAAGUGAUACAUCAGUAAAAGAUUUCAGUGUAUAUAAAUCGUAUCUUCUGUUCUUUGGAUUAAUAGAUGGCCUUUAUAAGAAAAUGUUCAAGAAAGUAGCUGUUACUGAGAAUGAAGAAUGGGCUAUUGUACUGGCUGAUUAUAUUCGACAAAAUGAUCAGCCACUUUUGGAAGCUGGUGAUAAUCUGCUGCGUUUCUUUGAAGAUGAUCUGUUGCCAGUGCAAUCUUUUGCAGAAUUCUGUGAUGUUUUGGAUCUUUUGCACGAUAUCCCAGAUCCAGCAAGCUUUCUAGAAGACACGCUGCAUAUCGUUGAUCUUCGUGAUUCAUGAUUAUUUUGCAAUUCAAAUCCUUGAAUUCCUGUAUUUUUUCUUUAGUUAAUAACACUCUAACUAAUAGAGGAUUUUUAAAGUAUUUCUUUGUUUAAAUGAUUUUUUGUUUUUACUUUAUAAUUUAUAAGAAAAAAAUUGGAGCAUUAAAAUUGUAUUUUGUUUGUGUCUUAA
This is a messenger RNA of Stegodyphus dumicola, 10915 nucleotides long. RefSeq names its product E3 ubiquitin-protein ligase-like protein poe (gene poe). The record is from RefSeq and is a predicted model, not a curated record. Lineage: Eukaryota; Metazoa; Arthropoda; Arachnida; Araneae; Eresidae. Gene Ontology annotation, molecular function: protein binding; zinc ion binding.